AUGAAGAAAGUUUUCAAGUACCUCCAGAACCAAGCACUGGAAGCUUCACAACAAAAAUACUCCGGCGCGUCAUACUUGUCCCCGACCAGCAAGGAGCCUCAACAGCAAACCCGCCACCACAACCCUUCUCACUACAAAGACCAACACAACUCGCAUCAUCAAUCGCGAUCUGCGCAUCCUAGCUCGGCAGCACACAGCCUUCCAGCACACACCGCCACAGGCACUUCACUCCCGACGGCCAACGGGAAGCGGGAGAUGUCUUCACAGCUCCCGGACAAGAUCUUCCGUGGUAUCACCCGGCAUCAAUAUGCUCAAGACAACAUCCUCCAAUCGUACGAGCUGUACAUUCCCGAACAUGACCAGACACACCUAGCCGACGCGAAGGGAAACAAGUACUGGGUGAUCUAUAUUCACGGAGGCUAUUUUCGGGACCCGUACGUGUCCUCCUCGUCCUUUUAUCCCGCCCUUGGUAUCCUUGCAUCGGAGAAGGAUCAUGGCCACGACCCCAAGGACAACGGACAGCAGUUUCAGGCAAGCGACAUCACACCGUACAUCGCAGGCUACGCAACGGUCAACUACAGGCUCUCCGCGCAUAUGCAGAAAGCACCUCAAGACCCGGACACGACACCGACAUAUGAGCUCCGGAACGCCAAAUGGCCCGAACACAUCUACGACGUGCUGGCGGCGAUCGCGCACCUACAGAACAAGUACGCCUUCGGGGAGAGAUAUCUGCUGGUCGGCCAUAGCGUCGGCGCGACGAUGGGUUUGCUAAGCGUCCUCGCUGCGGAGAAGGCGCCAUUCUCCACCAUAAGCGGUCUUGAGAUGCCCACAAUAGAGCCGCCCAUGGCGAUCCUGGGCGUUUCGGGCAUUUAUGAUUUCCCGCGGCUCCACGAGUCGGUCCCCGACUAUGUGGGGUUGACGAGGAACGCGAUACAUAGUGAGGCGGACGUUGCGUUAGCAAGUCCAGCCAAGUACACCGAAAGGGAUUAUGUUCAUACCUGGACCGGAGGAGGGAAGAAGAAGAGGGCGCUCGUGAUUGCGCACUCGAGAGACGACGGCUGGGUCGACUGGAAGCAGCCCGAGGCUAUGGAGAGUGUACUGAAAAGUCAGCCGGCCAUUAAUGUCAGGGUGUGCGAGAUGAAGGGACAGCAUAACGACAUCUGGGAGAAGGGGACGGAGCUGGCGAGGGUUGUGGUGGAGGCUGUCGGCGUCAUGAGAGGAUUGGAAGCCUGA
Molecule: messenger RNA, 1233 nt
Organism: Cladophialophora yegresii CBS 114405
Lineage: Eukaryota; Fungi; Ascomycota; Eurotiomycetes; Chaetothyriales; Herpotrichiellaceae
Exons: 2
Coding region: 1-1233 (410 amino acids)
Molecular function (GO): arylformamidase activity
Source: RefSeq, a predicted model, not a curated record